AUGGCCGAUGCCAUCGUUGAAAGUCGAUAUCUGUCGGCAGGAGCAAACCGGUACACUGCCGCCGCAGACUGGGGUGAAAAUGGAUUCGUCGCAUUUGGUUCUGACGCAAACGUUUGCCUUUGGGAUCCAACGGUUUCAACAGGCAUCUCACAUAUCAUAAGCGGGCACACGGCUCAUGUACGUGCUGUGAAGUUCCUGCCUCAAAAUGCAGAUGACAGAGCAGACCAAGGAGGCAAGAAGAUCGCUCACUUGGUGACGGGCGGGGACGACAAACAACUCCGGCUCUGGGCCAUCGAUUUGGAAACCCGCACUGCUUUAUGCACGCAGAUGGUCCAGGAACACACUGAGCCUAUCAACUGCAUCGCCUCCCUCAAGUCAGCUGCGUUUGCGGAGACAGGAUCUGGGAGGUGCCUCUUCGUCACAGGGGGUGCCGAUGCAACCGUCAGGGUGUGGGCUUUGGAGGCUGCCGGUCAAAUGACCUUGCUGCAGACGAUCAAGACGACGAGAAAAUACAUGCCCCUGGCCGUGGCGUUGAGCGAGCUCAAAGGGGGGAGUGAUGGGAACGGUCUCGUACUAGCUGUUGCUGGGACGACCAAUACCAUCCAAAUAUUCACGGCGGCCAUGCCAGGAGGUGGUGACUCAGGGGCUACUAUCGACUUCACUCUGCAAGCGACGCUUCCUGGCCACGAAAACUGGGUUCGUUCGCUUGACUUCACUCGCGAGAAGCUGGAGCCGGGCAGUGACCUUCUUCUGGCUUCAGCCAGCCAGGACAAGUAUAUCCGGAUCUGGCGCAUUCACCAUGGCAAUGCCCUGUCUGCCCUGAACGCCGCGGGGCUCGACAUGUCCGCCGAUUCUCUGACACCGGGGAACAAGAUCCACAAACUCACUGUUGGGACAGGCGAUGGCGCUGCUAAGUACUGUAUCAUGUUCGAGGCGCUCCUGCUCGGCCACGAAGACUGGAUCUAUAGCGCCCGUUGGUCUCGAGCAGCUAGCGAUGGUCGGUUACAGCUGUUAUCAGCCUCGGCCGAUAACUCGUUAUCACUUUGGGAAUCCGACGCUGAGUCUGGCAUUUGGAUCACCGGUGCCCGACUAGGAGAGAUCAGCCGCGAAAAGGGGGCUACUACGGCUACAGGGAGCAUCGGCGGUUUCUGGACCGGCUUGUGGUCGCCUUUAGGGGAAACUGUCAUCACUCUAGGCCGCACCGGUAGCUGGAGACGCUGGGACUACGGAACAGCUGAAGAUACAUGGAAGCAGAACUUUGCCAUUUCUGGCCACACCCGCGCCGUGACGGGGAUAUCGUGGUCCAGGGACGGCCUCUACCUGCUCUCUACCAGCUCCGAUCAAACCACGCGGCUACACGCCGAGUGGGCUCUGGGCGCCGCCCACUCCUGGCACGAGAUGUCUCGCCCCCAAAUCCACGGCUACGACCUCAACUGUAUCUCGGUCCUUGGCCCGUCAUCCUUCGUGUCCGGCGCCGACGAGAAACUCAUGCGUGUCUUCACCGAGCCCAAAGCCAUUGCCCGCAUGCUGAGCCGCCUAACAAACUCUGCGCCCCUAACCCCAGAAACCGAAGCCGCACUCCCCGACGCAGCCAACAUGCCCGUGCUCGGCCUCUCCAACAAAGCCAUCGACACCAUCCCCGACGACGCCGACCUGUCUGCCCUCGCUCCUGAUUUCUCCAACCCAAUAGGAGCAGACCGCACCGCACCAGACCCGGCCACUUUCGUCCGCACCUCUGCUCUCGCCAACGACCACCCGCCCUUUGAAGAGUCCCUGUCUCGCCACACCCUCUGGCCCGAGAUAGAAAAGCUGUACGGACACGGCUACGAGAUCUCGUGCUUGGCCGCCAGCCAUGACGGUCGGCUUGUCGCUAGCGCGUGCAAGGCUAGCUCGCUUAACCACGCCGUCGUGCGGUUGUUUGAGACACGCCGGUGGACCGAGAUCCGGCCGCCGUUGCAGGCGCACACGCUGACCGUGGCGCGGCUUCGGUUCUCCGCGGAUGAUAGCUACCUGGUGAGCGUGGGACGGGAUCGAGGGUGGGCAGUCUGGGGGAGAAAAACGGGGAAGACGGCUAGUGAAGGUGGACAGGAAGGGGAAGAGGACGGGUAUGAACUAGUACAGGCUAACCCGAAGGGCCACACUCGGAUGAUUCUGGAUGCGGCUUGGGCCCCAGCCGUUAAGCUAGGGCAGGACAGCCAAGAAACCGUUCGAAUCUUUGCUACAGCGGGCCGAGACAAACUCGUCAAGAUCUGGCUCCGGAAGCCCGGCGACGGGUCCCAAUUUGAGCUAGCUAAGGCAAUCCCCAGAGAUCAUCCGGUCACGGCACUUGACUUCAUUCCUGAGACGGAAGACGGGCAGCCUCUCCAACUAGCGGUAGGGACGGAGGCGGGCAAAGUCUCGAUUUUCGCGCUGGCGGUCAAGCUUGACGGGUCUAGUGGAGAAGUGAGUGUGGAGGUUGUCUCGACGCUAGAGGUGCCAAACGAGCUGUCUUUGCCAAAAGCGGUGACACAGCUGGCCUGGCGGCCGGUACGGGAGGAGAGCAAAAGUACAGAAGAGUUGGCUAUUGCAGGCGAAGAUGGGUCGUUGAGGAUCUACGCUUUUAAGUCGUUGCGAGGAGGGUAG
Dichotomopilus funicola is the source of this 2622-nucleotide messenger RNA. RefSeq names its product WD40-repeat-containing domain protein. Gene Ontology annotation, biological process: tRNA wobble uridine modification. NCBI's taxonomy places the organism in Eukaryota, Fungi, Ascomycota, Sordariomycetes, Sordariales, Chaetomiaceae. The record is from RefSeq and is a predicted model, not a curated record. The transcript is spliced from 2 exons. The coding region runs from base 1 to 2622 and encodes 873 amino acids. Gene Ontology annotation, molecular function: protein binding. Gene Ontology annotation, cellular component: elongator holoenzyme complex.